This is a messenger RNA of Nematostella vectensis (starlet sea anemone), 1909 nucleotides long. Its product is annotated as UDP-glucuronosyltransferase 2B33. The transcript is spliced from 5 exons. The record is from RefSeq and is a predicted model, not a curated record. Bases 172 to 1716 code for a protein of 514 amino acids. Gene Ontology annotation, molecular function: UDP-glycosyltransferase activity. NCBI's taxonomy places the organism in Eukaryota, Metazoa, Cnidaria, Anthozoa, Actiniaria, Edwardsiidae.
UGGCUAUUUUAGCGUGACCGCGACCUCUCCGACAACGACCAAACUAAAAACCACGUUCAGCCUUCGCUCUCUCUUUCUCUCGAUUUAUGAAAGGCAGUGCAACGUUCAAAACAAGGAGUUCCCAGUUCAUGCUAGCAUACUAACUAUAGAAUAUUAGUGAAGCAAGGCACCAUGAAGCUCUAUGCUACGUGUGUUCUAUUAUCCAUAGUGAUGUGCCAUUGUUCUAGUUUUAAAGUGUCCAUGAUGGCGAUGUUUGGCCAAAGCCAUUUCCUCGUGAUGAACAAGUUGGCAGUUGAACUAGCCGAGCGCGGUCAUAAGGUAUCAGUCCUGGUCGGAGAAGACGCAGAUUAUGCGAUUGGUAAACCAAAUGUCAAGGUCUUCCCUUUGUCGGAGGAACUCCUCAAAAUGAACACAAACUCCAUCAAGUCCAUGACAGACUCGAAAACACAGACGUCAUUCCAUCAACAAGUCAAGGAUCUUGUCAGCUUCCAGGAAGGUUAUUGUGAUCACUUUUUCCAGAGUCCCGAGAUGGUGGAAGAGAUCCGCACGUCCAACGUAGUUAUUGGCGACGCUACGUACCUCUGCUCAAAUCUUGCCGCAAAUAAGUUCAACCUCCCCCUUAUUCAACUCAACCCAACCCCGCUAACCACUCCAACAAUGAUGGUCUUUGGAAUUAUUAACAAUCCAGCUUAUGUUCCUCAAAUUUCGACAGCACUUUCAAGAUACAUGGGGCUGUUUGAUAGAUUCAAGAACUUGGGUUUCUAUCUCGGGAGUUGUGCUAUGUUGGAGUGGUUUUUGUAUCCAUCAUAUAAACUUGUCAAGGAGAAGCAUGGUAUUUGCCCAGAGAAGACCAUCAGGGAGGUUUUAUCAACAGUUGAUUUGGUCAUUAUACCACGUGACUUCAUUCUUGGACAUCCACAGCCCAUACCGCCAUACGUAAAAGAAGUGGGUUACUUCUUGCCCAGUCCCCCAAAGCCAUUACCAACCGAGCUAGAGACGUUCAUGCAGAGCUCCGGUGAAGAGGGUGUAAUCUUGGUGUCGUUUGGGUCCAUGGUUAGCGCUUUGGAUGAAGACAUAAUGGUGAUGCUGAUGAAGGUCUUCGCUCGAUUUCCACAGAAAUUCCUUGUAAAGCUUGACGAAGAGAAACUCCCAGAAGGGUCCAUCCCGUCAAACGUGCGAACAGUCAAAUGGCUUCCACAGAAUGACUUACUUGGCCACAGCAAGACUAAGCUGUUCAUCACACACGCGGGAGCCAAUGGGCUUGCGGAGUCUGCAUAUCAUGGUGUACCAAUGAUCUGCGUGCCACUCUUUGGGGAUCAGAAUCAAAACGCGCAGGUUGCUAAGGAUGUUGGGAUUGCUGAAGUGGUUAUGCUGUCGGAUAUUACCGCUGACCAAUUGUUCAGUGUUAUGCAGGCUGUUUUGAAAGGAAAAAGGUAUCACGAAAACUCCGCCCGAGUCUCCAGAGUUAUGAGAAAACGGCCGCGUGCGCCUGUGGUGGAAGCCGCUGACCUCGUGGAGUACGUGCAGGCUCUAGGCCACAUGGGUCACCUGAGGCCCCAUGGUUUCUCUUUGCCAUUCUAUCAGCUUUACAUGCUAGAUGUGCUCGCGGUGCUUGUAAUGGCCCUUUUGAUUCUUAUCGCUUUGGUUCUGUCUCUAGUUAACGCUGUUGUGAAGAUGUGUAAGAACGAUUCGAGUGAAACGAAAAAGAAUAAAUGAGCCGAAGGCCUCGUUCAGUAAUUCACGAUACGGACCGACCCCUUAGCUGGGAAAUAACAUAUUUAUUUAUUGUUCCUCAAUAGAAUUUCCAACUUUGGUUGCACGAGGCGAGGGUUCGCUUUUGACUUUCGUCGAUUUUCGUGAAGAGUUUGUUCGCUCAUGAUCAUUCAAUAAACUCCAGUUGGUAUUUCCA